AUGACCGACUGCCCAAGCCGAAGUUUAUCCCUGCGUUACGAUCUUGCUCAUCCUAUCAUCAAACCUAUUCACAACGCUUUUGACCACAUCAAAGAUCCUUUCAUAAAACAACUCUUUAUGAAUUAUCACACUCAAAAGAGCGGUCCAAAUCAUUGUGAGGAGGGGGAGGGAAUCUUGAGGUUCUGGUCGGGAAUUCAAAGUAUUAUCGACCAGCGUCGUUACCAACUUCUUAACACUCGUUGGAUGAUCUCAAAUAAGAAUCAAUUGCAUGAGGCUACGAAAAUGGAACACAUUAGACGUGGAUCAGAAGAAGAUUCUGACUUUGUACGAUGCAAACUCUAG
This is a messenger RNA of Melampsora larici-populina 98AG31, 342 nucleotides long. RefSeq lists its product as uncharacterized. The coding region runs from base 1 to 342 and encodes 113 amino acids. Lineage: Eukaryota; Fungi; Basidiomycota; Pucciniomycetes; Pucciniales; Melampsoraceae. The transcript is spliced from 2 exons. The record is from RefSeq and is a predicted model, not a curated record.